AUAGCGAUCGCCCAAAUAGACGAUUAAUCCCGAUCUCAUUCGAGAUCUCUGUUUCCUCUCGCCGCUCUCAGAUCCCCAACUCUCUCGAUCUCCUCUAGAUCCUUCGUUCGAUCUCUCUGAAGCAUCUCCAUGGCCCCGGUCUCGGCGCUUGCCAAGUACAAACUGGUGUUCCUGGGCGAUCAGUCAGUGGGGAAGACUAGCAUCAUCACCCGAUUCAUGUACGACAAGUUCGACAACACCUACCAGGCUACAAUUGGUAUAGAUUUUCUCUCAAAAACUAUGUACCUUGAAGAUCGAACAGUCAGACUACAACUUUGGGACACUGCUGGACAAGAGAGAUUUAGGAGUCUCAUUCCAAGUUAUAUUCGUGACUCAUCAGUUGCAGUUAUUGCUUUUGAUGUUGCAAAUCGUCAAUCUUUCUUAAAUACUUCAAAGUGGAUUGAAGAGGUUCGAACAGAGAGGGGAAGUGAUGUUAUAAUUGUUCUUGUUGGGAACAAAACUGAUUUGGUCGACAAGAGGCAAGUCUCAAUAGAAGAAGGAGAAGGUAAAGCACAAGAGCUCGGUGUCAUGUUCAUUGAAACAAGUGCAAAAGCUGGCUUCAAUAUUAAGGCUCUCUUUCGUAAGAUUGCUGCUGCCUUGCCAGGGAUGGAAAACCUCUCAUCGGAAAAGCAGGACGACAUGGUCGACGUUAACCUGAAGGGAACAAAUGCACACUCGUACCAGUCGCAGUCACAAUCUGGAGGGUGUGCCUGUUAAUCUCAUCCUUCUCAGUUUUGUAUUGUACCUACUGCAUAUUAGCCAACUGAAGAAGCCAGCCAUGGUUCUUGAGAUGAGGGCCCUUUUCCUCUCAACAAGGUCAGAUUAUUUCCGGUUGUAGGGAUCGAUUUAUGCAUUUUAUUUAAUUUUAAAACUGGAUUGUUCAGUGGAACAAAACUAAGGUUAGUACUUCGUUUUCGUUUAAAAUUAUCAAAAGAUGUGGCUGCUUUUAUUA
This is a messenger RNA of Zingiber officinale, 991 nucleotides long. RefSeq names its product ras-related protein RABH1b-like. Gene Ontology annotation, molecular function: GTP binding; GTPase activity. The transcript has 6 exons. The record is from RefSeq and is a predicted model, not a curated record. Lineage: Eukaryota; Viridiplantae; Streptophyta; Magnoliopsida; Zingiberales; Zingiberaceae. Bases 130 to 756 code for a protein of 208 amino acids.